Messenger RNA from Clavispora lusitaniae ATCC 42720, 681 nucleotides. The record is from RefSeq and is a predicted model, not a curated record. NCBI's taxonomy places the organism in Eukaryota, Fungi, Ascomycota, Pichiomycetes, Serinales, Metschnikowiaceae.
AUGUUCAUUGUUUGUAGCCUUCUACUCGUCCGGCACAUCCAAGUUGCUCCAGCCCUUCUCGGCCACCACGUACGGGAGCGACGAGCCGAGCACACCAAAGUAGACGGAGUUCUUCGGAAGCCCAAGCAAGUUCUGGUACUGUUUGAUCACAUAUGUGGGCGACACGUUGCGGGCGCCCGACGCGGCCUCGUCCUCGCUCCAGUGCUGCUCCUCGCGGCCCAGGUUGCGCUGGUUGAUCUCCUUGGUGAUCUGCUUCCACUUGUGUUUCUCGCCCACGUUGAGCAACUGCCGGAGCAACUCCACGUCCUGCUCGCAGAACUUGGGCGCCUGCAACAGUUCCUGAUGAAGCUCGUGGGGCAGCUGCCGCAGCGGCGGCUCCAGCUGCGGCUGAAGCGGCACGUUGGCGCCGUACGCCAUGGCCACGUUGGCGCCGGGGGGCAUCGACACUGGCACAGAGCCCAGAAGUCCCAUCUGGAGAUCGGGCUCGGGCGCUGGCCUUGUGUACUGGUAUUGGAGCGGCAGCAUCUUGGGCGCGUCGGGCCGGAGCUGGGGCAGUCGCUGGUAGGGCGGCGGAUACGGAUGGUAGGCGGACGGCGCCUGGUAAGGAUGCGGCGGCGCCGGGUCUGGGUUGGGCUGCGACGGCGUUUGGUAUUCGUAGUUGGAGGAGCCAAACAUGGCUAG